AUGCUAAUAAAAUGUCUUUCAUCGUAUAUGGCUAUUUUAGUGAUUUUGAUGGAUACGAGGUCUGCGACAACGGAUCUGAAGUGGGAUCAGUUAUCUUUACGAGGAGAUACGGAUGGCUGGACGGAAGAGUCUUGGCGUGGUUUAGACGAGAAAUCGAAUGAGCGUGCUUACGUUGCAUGUAGUUUCCACGUUGCUAAUCCUGGAAACUGGGUUUUCACUCCAUUGAUACCACGGGAAUCAGCUAACAUCUUGUACAUAAACGUUUUAUACAACACACGAUCCUGUGAUCAAUACCACGAUCCGAAGUCAUGCAAAGAGACGUUCAACCUAUAUGUGAAGCAGUACAAUCGCAAAGUAAACGAUGUUGAUAAGGAAACUUUCAACAGAACGAUCUCAACUUGGUCACCCGUUUCGGUACUCACCAAGGAUACCACCGCCGAGAUAUCUGAGACAACUCAAUCAGUUACUCUACACCCAUCAACGGAAUUCGUCCGAUUCGGUUUCGAAGAGAACGGCGUCUGUGUCUCAUUACUUACUAUUACUGAACUAUUUAAAUGGCGGGAUAUCAUUCCUAAUCGACCGUGCGCAUUUUAUUAUGAGAUCAGUGUCCUUAAUCAGUACGGAGUCGUUCCGUCUAUUCGGGUAUAUCUUUGGGCACAUUUCGUGUGCAUGUUGCCUAAUGAAAUUGGGUUGGAGAUUACCAGGCGCGACGUGAUGGAAGUGAAUUGGAUGACGUGUAUUGCGAUUGGAAUACGGGGUUACCCAUUCUUUCCAUAG
Messenger RNA from Angiostrongylus costaricensis, 777 nucleotides. NCBI's taxonomy places the organism in Eukaryota, Metazoa, Nematoda, Chromadorea, Rhabditida, Metastrongylidae. The record is from the annotation of a GenBank genome assembly.